CGCCUUUGUUCGGAGAGAAUCAUCGAGUCGGAUAGAGUCCAGGGCUCCAGGCGCUGCGUACUGAUCGAAGAGGCGUGUCUCUUCGAUCGACCUCCAGGCUUCCAGCUAGCUAGCUAGCGAGCGAUGGCAUUGAGGGAGAUCGAGUCGACGCUGCCACCGGGGUUCAGGUUCUACCCGAGCGACGAGGAGCUGGUGUGCCACUACCUCCACAAGAAGGUGGCCAACGAGCGCAUCGCGCAGGGGACGCUCGUCGAGGUGGACCUGCACGCCCGCGAGCCGUGGGAGCUCCCAGAGGUGGCGAAGCUGACGGCCACCGAGUGGUACUUCUUCAGCUUCCGGGACCGCAAGUACGCCACGGGGUCGCGCACCAACCGCGCCACCAGGACGGGCUACUGGAAGGCCACGGGCAAGGACCGCGAGGUGCGCAGCAGCAGCAGCGCCACCGCCGUCGUCGUCGGCAUGCGCAAGACGCUCGUCUUCUACCGGGGCAGGGCCCCCAACGGCGUCAAGUCCGGCUGGGUCAUGCACGAGUUCCGCCUCGACACCCCGCAUUCGCCGCCAAGGGAGGACUGGGUGCUGUGCAGGGUGUUCCAGAAGACGAAAGCCGCCGACGGCGACGGCGAUGGCGGCGCCCAAGACGGCGACUCCUCGUCCCCGCCGGCCGCCUUCACCGGCCCGUCACGGCCACGCGCCGUGUCAGAGCCGCCGGACCAUUCCGCGCCGCCGGCGGGAGGAGGCUACUACUACGGCCUCGCGUUCGGGCCGCGGCAGGUGGAGGUGGCGCAGCAGCAGUGUUACGGCGGCGGCGGCGCCACGGUCGCCGACCACCACCACGGCUUCACGCGAGACAGCGGGGGCGCUGCAGGGUUUGGCGCGACGUGGGGAGGAGGAGUCGCCGGCGGUGAGUGCGGGGCUGGCUACCUCGAUAUGGACGGCGCCUUUGACGUCAUGAUGGCCGGCUGCUUUGGCGGUGGAGACAUGGAUGAGUUCCCUCAAGUGUGGAGGUGAUCGAUUGGGCAACGUCACGGGGUUAUUACCAUCCUCUUCAAAGAGGAGAAUACAUAUUGUUCUUACUGGAGACACUGGGUCAGUUAAAUCUAUUGGUUGUUUAAUACACAUGGGGAUUGGCUGGUAGAUUAGAAUGGGUUUGAAAUGCUGUGAGCUUGACAAGGUUCAUUGUGAACGUGAACUAUCAGAUGUAAAUUAAUUGGGAAAUCCUUUCUUUUCUAUAUUAUUUAGUGUAUACAGUUAAUUGAUAAUUGUGCACGUAAAAUAUUCUAUAUGCACUGCCGGAAUUUGGUUC
Messenger RNA from Zea mays, 1303 nucleotides. RefSeq lists its product as uncharacterized. The transcript has 3 exons. NCBI's taxonomy places the organism in Eukaryota, Viridiplantae, Streptophyta, Magnoliopsida, Poales, Poaceae. The record is from RefSeq and is marked provisional. Gene Ontology annotation, biological process: regulation of DNA-templated transcription. Gene Ontology annotation, molecular function: DNA binding. The coding region runs from base 124 to 1008 and encodes 294 amino acids.